GUCCCUCAACCCAUCUCCUCGUUGUGAGUGGUCUGCCGGAAGGAUCUCUCGACCCGCGCACGAUUCAGAGUACUCGUCCGUGCGAGCAACCCGCUGAUUCCCGAAACUCGUCUGCUCAAACCCUCUACCCAUGUCUUCGGAAACCCCUCUGGAUAACCGCACUCUGGAUACCCCAAUAUUCUCUUGAACUGCAGCUUUCAUUCCAUCAUGGCCUCCCAGACUGUCAACGUCGCUCGUUAUACCGCCCUGGUGUUCGGUAUCACCUACGGUAUCUUCCACCAGUCGACCCUCCAGGCCCGAUACGAUGAGAAGAAGGCCGGAGACGCCCAGGCUCACCGUCAACACCUGAUCGAGCAGGCCCGAACUGCUUAUGCCAAGAAGAAGGCCGACGAGGCGGCUGGUGUGAGCGCCAAAAAGGGAACCGGACUCGUAACGGACCCUGAAGACCCAAAAUUCGACCUCGAAAAGCUCGUCAACUCGUGGGCCGAGUCUUCCUAAAAAGUCGAUCGACAAGUGGAGAGAGGGGGGCAGAGGAUGAGUAUGGGAAGGGAUGUGUAAAGCGAGAUAGAAUAUCAUCAUGUGCGAUUUCGAGAGUGGGACCUCAAGGACGUGGUGCAGUGCGGUUUCGUUGUUGGCCUGCUUUUGGAACGUUUCGGAUUCUCAUCGGAUGAUUUUGUUAUCCCUCGAUCCCUCGCUCGCGUGCUUUUCGCCCGGUCGAUAUGAAUACGUGUCAGCUCUCUAAGCGGCGGGUAGGUAGACCAUCACCGAACCUAAAAAGAUGGACUGCAGCAC
This is a messenger RNA of Filobasidium floriforme, 792 nucleotides long. Its product is annotated as ATP synthase E chain-domain-containing protein. The transcript is spliced from 4 exons. The record is from RefSeq and is a predicted model, not a curated record. Gene Ontology annotation, biological process: proton motive force-driven ATP synthesis. Gene Ontology annotation, molecular function: proton transmembrane transporter activity. NCBI's taxonomy places the organism in Eukaryota, Fungi, Basidiomycota, Tremellomycetes, Filobasidiales, Filobasidiaceae. Bases 208 to 498 code for a protein of 96 amino acids.